AUGGCACCGACGCAGCUCAGCAUUGUGCUGGAGCGCCUGCUCAACGAACUCGGGAUAGCCGACCUCAGUACGUUCGAGGCUGAGUGCUCGACGCGAUCCGAAGCACCGCUGCAGCCGCAGAGGCUGAGGGCACUCGCGUCGGCGCGGGAUGAGCUUGCUGCGGCACAAGAGCUGAGGCGCUCCGACUGCGACAACCUGAGGAGAGCGCAGCAGGCUGCUAAACGCGACAUCAAAGCGGCCGAGCGGAUGGCCGACCAGGCAAAUCAUGCAGCUCGAACUGAGUGUGAGUGGCGUAUCGGUGAGAUGCGGGCCAAGAUGCAGGCCGAGCUGCGCGAGCAGCUCGACGCGCUGCAGAUUUCGAUGGAGGCAGAGGCGAGGCGCGCUGAUGCCGCAGAGGCGGAGAGGUCAAGGCUGUACGACAAGAUGGAGGGGAUUAUGCGCACGCGUGAGGGGUUCAUAGACGCACUCGCAGAGGCGCAGCGCAAGCGCCGCGAACAUAGUUAA
Molecule: messenger RNA, 504 nt
Organism: Emiliania huxleyi CCMP1516
Lineage: Eukaryota; Haptophyta; Isochrysidales; Noelaerhabdaceae
Exons: 2
Coding region: 1-504 (167 amino acids)
Source: RefSeq, a predicted model, not a curated record